AUGUACAGUACAUUCGCUGACCUACCGUCGUAUCAUAUCUUUAUUUACAACAGAGCUAAAACCCGAGCAUACAGUGGUGUUCAACGCAAUGUACUGUACGGCACAGUCAGUACCUUCUACCUGACAGGAUCAAGGUGUUCAAUCUACUCUAGAGGAGACGCAUUCUUUCGCCCUUCGUCACAGAUACACCAACGACACAUUGGCCUAUUCUUUGUGCAAACUCGGUCAUUCUUGCCUGCAUCAGAAGUGCACACAGUCAUGGCUGUACAAGCAAAGAAGCCGGCAUCGCUAGCUCAAGCGCCAGCCGCGGAACGACACGUCUCCUUCAGCGAACCGGACACAUCCAUUGCCAUUCCGCCCCGUUCUCAUCCCGGUGACAAUCGCGACAGAGUCUUAUGCUGGAUUCUCUUCACGAUCUCCUCAUGUGUUCGAUUCUACCGUCUCGGUAUGCCAGCCUCAGUGGUUUUCGACGAAUACCACUUUGGAUCGUUUGUCGAUAACAUCCUCUCCGGAGCAACUCACUUUGAUAUUCAUCCUCCCCUAGGAAAGCUCACUUUGGCCGUCUUCGGAUAUCUGGUAGGCUAUCGUCCCGAUCCCAAAUUUGGAUACGAUUCAAUUGGCAAGGAAUUUGGCGGCGUCCUGUACUAUCCAUUGCGUGAGAUCGCCGCCAUUUUUGGAGUUGUCACAGUCCCGCUCAUGUAUUCCACAGCUCGAAAUUUAGACGUCUCGUGGGUCGGUUCCCUUCUCGUAGCAGGUCUGUUCUGCUUCGAUAAUCUCAACAUUAUCGAAAGCCGUCUCAUACUGAUGGAUUCUCAGAUUGUCUUCUAUCUCGUCCUGUCCUUAUUUUGUGCUCUCCAUCUCUGGCGCUCACCACCCAAAACAUGGAGACGCUUUUGGUGGCUCACGGCCACCGGACUCGUUUGCGGAUGUUCAAUCAGUGUCAAAUGGACCGCCCUUGCAACACCGGGGCUCAUUGCGAUCGUCUCUUUUUUCGGUCUUCAUUUCUUGGAAGAUCCGCUCACCUUGCUUGAGUGCAUCUGGGCAGGCAUCAUGGGUCUUGGUCUGUACACUGCGCUUUUCUGGGUCCAUUUCAAGACCUUGACCCACACAGGGCCAGGAGUUGGGUUCUUUCCUGCGGAAUUCCGGAAAACGCUAAUCGGCGAGCCUGACUAUGAUCCGACUGCCGUGAGAAAGCCCUUCUUCGAGCUCUUUGUAUACUUGAAUAAGUACAUGUUCACUGCAAACGCCGGAAUCACUACGCGCCAUAACUGGGAGAGCUACUGGUAUCAAUGGGUCGUCAACUGGAGAGGCCUUUUAUACUCGAAUACACCAAUUGGAGACAAAUGGGCCUCCGUGUAUUUGUUCGCGAACCCAAUUAUUUGUUGGGUUUGCGCAGCCUUUGUCGGUCUUUUCAUAGUUAUAUUCCUCUUCUCCAUUCGCUAUCGGGAUGCAAAGUGGUUAAAGGCUCUAAGGAAAGAGUCAUUUUUGUAUGCACGGAGGACAAGCACAUUCUUGUUUUGGGGCUGGCUUAUCAACUUGCUCCCGUACAUCCUAGUUGAUCGCUCAGCGUUUGUAUAUCAUUACUUGCCAGGGCUUAUCUAUGCGCAAUUGUUGUCAGGAGUCAUGGUCGACCAACUACCGAUGAAGCUUCGCGUUUUUUCUGUGCUUGUCCUCAUGUCUGUAUCCAUUGCAUGCUUUGUGUACUACGCACCCUGGAUUUAUUGCACCCCACUAACGAGUGAAGAACACUCCGCUCGCAGAUGGCUGCGGAGAUGGGACUGA
Molecule: messenger RNA, 1782 nt
Organism: Chondrus crispus (carragheen)
Lineage: Eukaryota; Rhodophyta; Florideophyceae; Gigartinales; Gigartinaceae
Product: Dolichyl-phosphate-mannose--protein mannosyltransferase, family GT39
Exons: 1
Coding region: 1-1782 (593 amino acids)
Biological process (GO): protein O-linked glycosylation
Cellular component (GO): membrane
Molecular function (GO): mannosyltransferase activity
Source: RefSeq, a predicted model, not a curated record